Molecule: messenger RNA, 4353 nt
Organism: Lutra lutra (Eurasian river otter)
Lineage: Eukaryota; Metazoa; Chordata; Mammalia; Carnivora; Mustelidae
Gene: CADM1
Product: cell adhesion molecule 1
Exons: 12
Coding region: 36-1463 (475 amino acids)
Biological process (GO): detection of stimulus; cell recognition; susceptibility to natural killer cell mediated cytotoxicity
Cellular component (GO): synapse; plasma membrane; neuron projection
Molecular function (GO): signaling receptor binding
Source: RefSeq, a predicted model, not a curated record
AAGCCACCGCCGCCAGUCUGAGGCAGGUGCCCGACAUGGCGAGUGCUGUGCUGCCGAGCGGAUCCCAGUUUGCGGCGGCGGUGGCGGCGGUGGCGGCGGCGGCGGCGCCUCCCGGGCUCCGACUCCGGCUUCUGCUGUUGCUCCUCUCCGCCGCGGCACUGAUCCCCACAGGCGAUGGACAGAAUUUGUUCACGAAAGACGUGACAGUGAUCGAGGGAGAAGUGGCAACCAUCAGCUGCAAAGUCAAUAAGAGCGACGACUCUGUGAUUCAGCUUCUGAAUCCCAACAGGCAGACCAUUUAUUUCAGAGACUUCAGGCCUUUGAAGGACAGCAGGUUUCAGUUGCUGAAUUUUUCUAGCAGUGAACUCAAAGUGUCGCUGACAAACGUCUCAAUUUCGGAUGAAGGAAGAUACUUUUGCCAGCUCUACACUGACCCCCCACAGGAAAGUUACACCACAAUCACAGUGCUGGUCCCUCCACGCAACCUGAUGAUCGAUAUCCAGAAAGACACAGCGGUGGAAGGUGAGGAGAUUGAAGUCAACUGCACCGCCAUGGCCAGCAAACCAGCCACGACCAUCAGGUGGUUCAAAGGGAACAAGGAGCUAAAAGGCAAAUCGGAGGUGGAGGAGUGGUCAGACAUGUACACGGUGACCAGUCAGCUGAUGCUGAAGGUACACAAGGAGGACGACGGGGUCCCCGUGAUCUGUCAGGUGGAGCAUCCAGCUGUUACCGGAAACUUGCAGACCCAGCGGUACCUUGAAGUACAGUAUAAGCCUCAAGUGCAUAUUCAGAUGACUUACCCUCUACAAGGCCUGACCCGGGAAGGGGAUGCGCUCGAGUUAACAUGUGAAGCCAUCGGGAAGCCCCAGCCGGUGAUGGUGACCUGGGUUAGAGUCGAUGACGAGAUGCCUCAGCACGCCGUCCUGUCCGGGCCCAACCUGUUCAUCAAUAACCUAAACAAAACAGAUAAUGGUACAUACCGCUGUGAAGCCUCUAACAUAGUGGGGAAAGCUCACUCGGAUUAUAUGCUGUAUGUUUACGAUCCCCCCACAACUAUCCCUCCUCCCACAACAACCACCACCACCACCACCACCACCACCACCACCAUCCUUACCAUCAUCACAGACACGGCAGCGACGACAGAACCCGCAGUUCACGGCCUUACUCAGUUGCCCAAUUCCGCAGAAGAACUGGACAGUGAGGACCUCUCAGAUUCUCGAGCGGGCGAGGAGGGCGCCAUCCGAGCGGUGGAUCACGCCGUGAUCGGCGGUGUCGUGGCCGUGGUCGUGUUCGCCAUGCUGUGUUUGCUCAUCAUUCUGGGCCGCUAUUUUGCCAGACAUAAAGGUACAUACUUCACUCAUGAAGCCAAAGGAGCCGAUGACGCAGCAGACGCAGACACAGCUAUAAUCAAUGCAGAAGGAGGACAGAACAACUCCGAAGAAAAGAAAGAGUACUUCAUCUAGAUCAGCCUUUUUGUUUCAAUGAGGUGUCCAACUGGCCCUAUUUAGAUGAUAAAGAGACAGUGAUGUUGGAACUUGCGAGAAAUUCGUGUGUUUUUUUAUGAAUGGGUGGAAAGGUGCGAGACUGGGAAGGCUUGGGAUUUGCUGUGUAAAAAAAAAAAUGUUCUUUGAAAGUACACUCUGCUGUGACACCUCUUUUUUUUGUUGGUUGGUUGGGUUGUUUUGUUGUUGUUAUCGUUUUUCUUUUUUGUUUGUUUGUUUUUAAGUUUUAUUUCUUCCUACCAAGUCAAACUUGGAUGCUUGGCUUUAGUUCGAGUAGACUGCAGAAAUUCUGUGCCUUGUUUUUUGUUUGUUUGUUGUGUUCCUUUUUUUUUUUUCCUCUUUUUCCUUUGUGCGCAUUUAUUUUUCCCCAAAGAAAUUUUGGAUUUUUUUUUUUUUUUUCCAAAAUCUCCCAUUUUGGAAUUUGCCUGCUGGGAUUCCUUAGAAUCUUUUUUCCCCUGAUUUUGUUGUUGUUUUCGCUUUUUUUGUUGUUGUUGUUGUUGUUUGAAGAAACUGCUUUCUCUUCAAAGUUCAGUUCUAUAAAAGGAGAACCAGCACAGUUUAGAUUUCAUAGUUCAGAAUUUAGUGUGUCCAUAAUGCAUUCUUCUCUGUUGUCGUAAAGAUUUGGGUGAACAAUGAGGACUCUUUGCUGCUACCCAUGUUUCAAAUACGUAGAGCAGUGAAGACUAGAAACUUAGACUGUGAUUCAGAAAAUGUUCUGUUUGCUGUGGAACUACAUUACUGUACAAGGUUAUCUGCAAGUGAGGUGUGUCACAAUGAGAUUGAAUCUGUCUUUAAUUCUGUAUCUGUAGACGGCUCAGCAUAGAUGCCCCACACUGUCCAGAAAGGUUUGGGGGCGGAAAGGGCUCCUCCUUUUUCAAUGCCCUAAAUGGACCUGACAGGUGAGGUCUGUUCCUUUUAUAUAAGUGGACAAAUUUGAGUUGCCACAGGAGGGGAAGUAGGGAGGGGGGGAAAGCUAGUUCUGCUCUGGUUAUUUCUGUUCCAAACGAUUCCAUCCGCCUUUCCCAAUCGGCCAUACUUCUCACUAAUUUGUAGGAAAAAGCAAGUCCGCGUGGCGUGUGAAUGACUGGAUGGGACAGGGUUGGUUUUUUGUUGGGUUUUUUUUUUUUCUUUGUGCUUAGUUAGGAAGGCAGUAGGAUGUGGCCUGCAUGUACUGUAUAUUACAGAUAUUUGUCAUGCUGGGAUUUCCAACUCAAAUCCGUGUGAAACUUUCAUUCCUUCAGAUUUGGCUUGACAAAGGCAGGAGGUAUAAAAGGAGGGCCGGUAUUGUUCUCACACUGGUCUGCUGUCGAUCUCAGUUCUCGAAAGGUCAGAGCAGAGGUGGAAAAACAGCAUGUAGGGAUUUUCAGUUACUUAAUCAAAACUCAAAUGUGAGUGUUUUUAUCUUUUUACCUUUCAUACACUAGCCUUGGCCUCUUUCCUCAGCCUUAAGAACCAUCUGCCAAAAAUUACUGAUCCUCGCAUGAUGGCAGCCAUAGUGCAUAGCUACUAAAAGAAGUUACCUUGAACAUAUCUUAGAUGGGGAGCCUCUGGAAAAGGUAGAGGAGUCAAGUUACCAUUUGCAUUUUUUUAAAGCAAUGUGGGGAUUUUCAUUGAUACGUCUAGGAAAUCUAGAAGUAGUCCCGAAGGACGAAAACUAAAAACUCUUACCAUAUGUUUUGGUAAGGCUUCAGACUCCAGAAUACAGUCCCUAUGGAAAGAUGGCAUCAAAAAAGAGAUCUAUAUAUAUAUAAAUAUAUAUUAUAUAACAUUUUCAGUGAGUAAUUUUGGAUUUUGCAAGGUGCAUUUUUACUAUUGUUACAUUAUGUGGAAAACUUACGCUGAUUUAUUUAAGGGGGAAAAAAGUAUCAACUCUUUGUUAUUUGAAAGUGUGUUUAUUUUUCUUGUCUUUGUUUUAACCUUUAAUAGAACCAUUGCAAUAUGGGGGCCUUUUGGGAAUGGACUGAUAUGUAAAAGAAAAUCCAUAUUGAGCAGCAUUUUGUUUUCCCCCCUCCUAUCCCUAGGCACUUAACCAAGACAAAAAGCCACAACGAACAUCCAUUUUUCAAUGAAUUUUAUAACGUGCAGCUCUAUUCCGAGCCCUUAGCACCCAUUCUGAGCAUAGUAUAACUGCAUCAAAGGGUGAGAACCAUUUAGCAUGUCGUUGAAAGGUCUUUUCAGUUGUUCUUUUUAGGGGGAAGAAAAAAAAAAAAAAAGCCUACCAUUGCUCACAAAAUUGGCAUCUCAUUUUUGGGACCUCCCAUCUUUGUUUUGAAAAGUGUACAGUAGUGCAGUGUUCCUGAUGUAACUUUAUGGCUUACAAUGUUGACAUGUCUCAGGUUCAUGUGUUUCGAUUGGUGUUUUCCGUCUCAGGUAGAUUGCAAAGUGUAGGCCCCACACAUUGGAAAAGAAAAAUAAAUAAAUAAAUAAAAAUAAAGCAAAAACAGGAAAUUAUGGGUUUUAGUUGUAUAUUGGUUUAUGUAUUUUUUCUUAAGUAUACAGUGCACUGUUUGAAAUGUAUUGUUGAGUAUUACUUUGUACAGGUUGAUCACUUUUUUUAGAGUGAAGAAAGAACAAACUUGUUUUUUGUGUUUUUUAAAGGAAUAUAAAAUAAUGAAGGAUGUAUCAUUGAUGCCAAAUAAGCUUGUUCUUUAGUCACACGUCUUAUUUUUCCCUUUAGGCCAGUUCUGUUUUUAAGGUGUACAUGAACAAUGUUAUGGUGUAAGAAAUUCCAUAUCCAUAUGUUCCCAUUCGCAUUUUGUAUUGGUUCAUGUAUACCAUUUUUACAAAAAAAAAAGAAAAAAAAAGAAGUACUAUAAAAUAUCUGUCUUCUUAAUAAAAAAAAUUAAUGUUA